AUGUCCUCUCCUUCCUCUUCGCCCUUGGCAUUCGGCUCCACCGCUGCCCCCUUCGGAUCCACCACCACUUCCUCCUCCUCCACCGCCGCCCCCGGCUUCACCUUCGGCUCAUCUCCUUUCUCCUCCUCCUCCGUCGCUAACCCUAGCUCUUCCGCUCCGGCUGCAUCUCCGUUCAACUUCGGCCUCACUGCUGCCUCCGCCGCCGUUAACCCUAGCCCCGCCCCUUCCACCUCUCCCUUCGGCUUCUCGAAUUCUUCCUCCGCGGCUCCAGCUCCGGCUACUUCUGCCCCUUCCUUUGGGUUCGGGUUGGCGACUCCCACUUCUUCUUCUGCCGCUCCUUCCCUCUCGUUUCCCUUCGCCUCAGCCACAUCCUCCGCCGCCCCCGCCACAGCCACCGCUCCGUCUAUCUUUGGCUCAGGUGCUACCUCUUCGCCAUCCCCUUUCUCAACAGCUUCUUCAUCCGCAAUUUCAGGAUCCUCACUGUUUGGUUCAGCCUCUUCCGCCCUCGGUACCGCUUCAACCUUGUUCGGCGCAGCUUCUGCUUCCGCUUCCGCGACUCCAUCGUCACUGUUUAGCGCGGCUUCAUCUGCGCCUGCAAGUUCCCCUGCCCUGCCCUUGUUUGGUGCUGGUGCGACUUCGUCUGCCCCAGUAUUUGGAGCAGCUGCAUCAGCUGGUUCGCCUCUAUUUGCGGCAGCUCCCGCAGCAUCAAGUUCUGCUUCGCCUCUAUUUGGGGCAGCUUCCGCAGCAUCAAGUUUUGCUUCGCCUCACUUUGGGGCAGGCUCGGCUGCAGCAAGUACUGCCCCAUCUUUGUUCGCGGCAGCUACCUCAAUACCGUCUCCGUUUUCGGCUCCCUCCUCCGCCGCAGCAAGUUCAGCUUCACCUCAAAUUGGAGGACUAUCAGCGGCCAGUGCUGCUUCCCCCCUAUUUGGAUCGUCUACUACUUCAGUCACCAACAUCAAUUCUAGCUUGUUUGGCUCGUCUACUCCAGCUACUGCUACCGGCUUCUCUGCCGCCUUUUCCUUCACCAAGAGCACUCCAGUCUCUACAGCCGCAGCAACUCCACCUGCAACAAAAGCAUCAUCUGAAAGCAGUUCAAGUUUCUCGUUCGGGACACCAGCUGCUGCAUCUUCUUCACAACCUUCUUUUGGGUUUGGCAAUGCGGCUUCAACUUCUCAAGUUUUCUCCACCACAACCACUGCCAAACCUACAUCUUCCUCUCCAUUGUUCUCCACAAUCACAACAACGACUGCAUCAACCACCGUAGGUGGCACGGCUGUGAGCUCCGCGGCUGCAGCUUCAGUGCCAUCUCUAUCUACCAGUAGCAGUAUUCCAUCUUCUUCGGCAGCUGCUGCUACUUCUGGGAUUACUCCAUCAACUGGAUUUGGAGUUUCUAGCACAGCGGCGUCGUCUGGAACUACUAGCCCCUUCACUGCAUUUUCUCUGCCUGGUGUCUCUACUUCAUCUUCAACAGCCCUAACAACUCCCAGCUCGACAACCACAACUGCCCCUACACAAUUGGCCCUUGUGCACUCCAGCAGUGGGACCAGUACUAGUGCUGCCACUACUGUAACAGCUACACCAAAGAUGCCUUCUGAGAUUACUGGGAAAACUGUUGAGGAGAUCAUCAAAGAGUGGAAUUCAGAGCUACAAGAGCGCACUGGAAAAUUUCGGAAGCAAGCCACUGCGAUAGCUGAGUGGGACAAAAGGAUCUUGCAAAACCGUGAUGCUCUUCUGAGGCUUGAGAUUGAAGUGGCAAAAGUGGUCGAGACUCAAGCCAGCUUGGAAAGACAAUUAGAGUUAAUUGAGACUCAUCAACAAGAGGUUGACAAGGCCUUGCAGAGCAUCGAAGAUGAAACUGAGCGUAUAUACAAGGACGAGCGCGGGCUGCUUCUCAGUGAUGAAGCUGCUUCUACAAGAGAUGCAAUGUACGAGCAAGCUGAGGUUGUAGAGAGGGAGCUGGAGCAGAUGACAGAACAGAUCAAGUCGGUUAUAGAGCACCUAAAUGCUAACCAGGGUGGGGAGCUUGAUCCGAUUGAUGGGAUGACUCCAUUGGAUGUUGUUGUUCGCAUCUUGAACAAUCAAUUAAGUUCCUUAAUGUGGAUUGACGAGAAGGCAGAAGAGUUCUCUUCCCGUAUCCAAAACAUUGCUUCACAAGGUGGUUCUGCAGCAGAUCGUGAACCAGUUGGUCCCAGGUUGUGGUUAUCUUAA
Molecule: messenger RNA, 2208 nt
Organism: Linum trigynum
Lineage: Eukaryota; Viridiplantae; Streptophyta; Magnoliopsida; Malpighiales; Linaceae
Source: the annotation of a GenBank genome assembly